Messenger RNA from Telopea speciosissima, 462 nucleotides. RefSeq lists its product as uncharacterized. The transcript is spliced from 2 exons. Bases 1 to 462 code for a protein of 153 amino acids. The record is from RefSeq and is a predicted model, not a curated record. Lineage: Eukaryota; Viridiplantae; Streptophyta; Magnoliopsida; Proteales; Proteaceae.
AUGGCCCAGAAAUUGAUAGUCAGUACACCAACGGGUAGCAAGGUUGAACUUGACUUGGUUUAUGAUCCUUGCCCUGUACAUGUGUGUGAUCACGGGCUAGAAGCAAGUUUAGUAUUGUUGGACAUGAAAGACUUUGACGUGAUCUUGGGUAUGGAUUGGCUAUCGACUUAUGGGGCCAAUCUAAUUUGUGCAGAGAGGAAGGUCUUAUUCAAGCCAGCAAAAGGUGGAGAGUUUGUGUUUAAGGACACUGAAGCAAAAGUUAGGCCACUGGAAGAGCUGUGUGUAGUGAAAGAUUUUCAGGAAGACCUAACGUGGUUGCCACCAGAUCACGAGACAGAGUUUAUGAUAGAUCUAAUUCCUGGCGCAGCCCCAAUAUCUAAGGCUCCUUACAGGAUGGCCCCAACUGAGUUGAAGGAGCUGCAAGAACAACUAAAUGAGUUGUUGAAGAAAGGCUUCAUUUGA